AUGGACACCAUAGCAAGCAAGGUGCAAUUCGACAUACAGACUAAGGCAGGAACAACCGGUGUGCGUCGCGAAGCAGUACAAAUUGGACUGUCUCGUUUCAGUGGUGGUACAGCGCAAGAAUACCUCCAAUGGACCCACGAGUUCCGCCACAUCUGGACCCUAAAGAACUGGGGAAGAGAAGACGCACAUUUACACCUUCUGGUGUUGCUGGAGAAUGAAGCUCGCGAAGCUUACGUCGACGCUACAGCAGGCGUGGACAUAAAGGAUGACGACGCGUAUGAUUUAGCGUACGAGAUGUGGGCAAGACACUUCGUGCCAGUUGAUUACAGUGAACAAUUAGAAGAGGAACCCUUCAUGUUUGCCAAGCGGCGUGAUGAAACGAUUGCGCUGUGUUAUCGUCGUGUGAGAGAUCUGACGCGAAUGAUGGCGGAUCUCCCAUCUAGUGCUGUAACCCUAUCAUAUGAGAUGCUGAUUCGGUACUUCAAGCGCGCAAUGCCUAGUGAUUGGAAGCUGGCCUACGAAAGAAGUGGAAUUCGCCCUGUAACGGGGCACACCCUUGCGUGA
Hyaloperonospora brassicae is the source of this 564-nucleotide messenger RNA. Lineage: Eukaryota; Oomycota; Peronosporomycetes; Peronosporales; Peronosporaceae. The record is from the annotation of a GenBank genome assembly.